AUGGAUCUUGCUAACAAAAUUUCGAACGUUUGCCUUGCAAAGUUUGAUAAUCUCCCCAAAACGGGUAAGCCGAAAGAAGGCUUCGAGUGGACCAUUUUAUCAGCGAUAGUGAAAGUUGAAUUAUGCACAAGUUUGCAAAAAAUAGACGUGGUUGCCCUUGGAACAGGAACCAAAUGCUUGGGAUCCAGCGAGUUAAGCGCAAAAGGUGAUGCUCUGAAUGAUAGUCAUGCUGAAAUCAUGGCAAGAAGAGGUUUUUUGCGGUAUCUAAUGAAUGAGAUGAAUCUGUGUUUAUCAGACCGUUCGCACAUUUUUAAAUAUGAGAAAAAAGCGAGGAAGUUUAUUUUGGAACAAAACAUUUCGUUUCAUUUUUUCACAACGCAUAGUCCUUGUGGAGACGCUAGCAUCUACGAACAGGCAGAUGAGCCGGAAAAAGAUGGUCCUUCCACAAAAAGAGUGAGAUUAAUGAGUGAUGCUAGUAAUAUUGGAUCUACUAUGCGUGAUCGCACUCAAGGAAUGACAGGCGGCAAAUUAUUGCAAUGUUCGGGAUCGGAUUUGAUGGCACAAGAUACAGGAAUGGUCAGAACAAAACCUGGAAAGGGUGUGAGAACACUGUCAGUCUCUUGCAGCGAUAAAAUGGCUCGGUGGAAUAUCCUCGGAAUACAAGGUUCUCUGCUGAUGUCGUUACUUGAGGAGCCUAUUUAUUUGGAGAGCAUUAUCGUUGCCGAUGGUACCGAUUAUAGUAAAGACGCCUUGGAGAGAGCUCUAUGGAGACGCUGGGAAACUGUGUUGAACCAAGAUGUACUUUUGAAGCCGUUUAGACUGCAUAAGCCUAACGUGCUUGCAGCUACAGAUGGUGGAUUUUUUCCUUUCCGAAAGAUCUCAAAAUCUAAUGAUUCUAACAAAAUUCAACCAUCUCCAGGAGGAAUUGUUUGGUGCGCAGGUUUAGUAGAAAGACCUUUGGAGGUGGAAAUCGGCGGCCGGCGGCAGGGAGUCAUCAAGAAGAAACUCGGUACACCUGCAGCUCGUCUGAAGAUAUCGAAAAUUGAAUUAUUUUCAACGUUUAUUUCAUUGCGAAACGCAAUGUGGCUCAAUGAUUGCGACGGUACAAGGAACGCUGAUGAGAUUAUGAACUCACUACGAGCAGAAGACUAUAGUCAGGAAAGCGCGGCAUUUGGAGAUGGUUCUUCUAGCAUCGUCAACCGUCGUAUUAGUUUACGGUACGCUGACGCCAAGAAGCUUUGCAGGGUGUAUCACGAUCAGUGGAAUAUCCUUCGUGCCAAAGUGUUCUGUGUGUGGAGUGAGAAGCCAAGUCAUUUGCUCGAUUUUACUAUAGAUUCCUGAGGAUAUUAUUUAUUAAGGUCGGGUUUUACACUUUAGCUAAAUAAAGAGAAUAAAACUAU
Messenger RNA from Armigeres subalbatus, 1400 nucleotides. RefSeq names its product tRNA-specific adenosine deaminase 1 (gene Adat1). Lineage: Eukaryota; Metazoa; Arthropoda; Insecta; Diptera; Culicidae. The coding region runs from base 1 to 1341 and encodes 446 amino acids. The record is from RefSeq and is a predicted model, not a curated record. The transcript has 2 exons. Gene Ontology annotation, biological process: tRNA processing. Gene Ontology annotation, molecular function: tRNA-specific adenosine deaminase activity; RNA binding.